Molecule: messenger RNA, 326 nt
Organism: Dentiscutata erythropus
Lineage: Eukaryota; Fungi; Glomeromycota; Glomeromycetes; Diversisporales; Gigasporaceae
Source: the annotation of a GenBank genome assembly
UUUCUAAUAAUCAAGAAGAUUUACAAGAUGAAACUCAAUCAAAUGAAAGUGAAAGUGAUUAUAGCAUUUCUUCAUUAAAAGAUGAAAAUACUAAAGAAAUAGUAAAUAAUUCUGAGGAUAUUGAAUCUGAACAAGGAUGGAAAAAAAUAGUUGAAAAUUGGUUUGAUAUGCUAUUAGAGAAAAAUAAUAAAGAUCAAUUAAUGGAUUUUGUAUCUGUACAAGAAGUUACAAUUCAUCCUAAUAAUUCUGAAGGCAAGUGGAAGCUCGAAACUUUGUUUAUUGAUACAUUAGAUACACCUACUUUUAUUGGCAAUUUAAAGAUAUAA